AUGUGGCAGAAAUGGACCUACGAAGAAUAUUACAGAGAUAUCAGAGCUGCAGCGAAAAGUUUCGUGCAUCUUGGCCUGCAAAAAUACAAUGCUGUAGCCAUCUUUGGUUUUAAUUCUCCUGAAUGGUAUAUAUCUAAUUUUGGUAGCAUGUUUGCUGGAGGUGUAUCUCUUGGUAUCUAUACGACUAGCUCUCCUGAGGCUAUUAAAUAUAUCUUGGAGGAUAGUAACACUGCUAUAGCAGUUGUUGAAAAUACUGCUUCUUUGAAAAGGGUUUUAAAGGCAGCAGAAGGCUCAUUAAGGAUUAAGGCCAUUAUUCAAUAUACUGGAGAAAUUGAGGAGCAACAGCCAAAUAUCUAUACUUGGAAAGAUUUCAUUAAACUUGGAAAAGAUAUGUCAGAUGAAGAGCUUGAUAGCCGUACUGCUGAUAUCACACCGAAUAAAUGUUGUUCUCUUAUUUACACGUCCGGUACGACAGGAAAUCCAAAGGGUGCCAUGUUGAGUCAUGACAAUCUGGUUUGGACUGCCCAUGUUACCUGGGAUAGGUUGUAUAGUGAAUUACCACCAACCGGUCCGGAACGAUUUGUUAGCUAUUUACCACUUAGCCAUAUUGCUGCACAGUUAGUUGAAGUUUAUAUGCCAACCACUGUCCACGGUAGCGUUUACUUUGCAAGGCCCGAUGCACUGAAGGGGACUCUAGUGGAUACAUUGAAAGAUGUACGCCCAACCUUUAUGAUGGGUGUACCAAGAGUUUGGGAAAAAAUAGCUGAAAAACUUCAAGCACUCGCACGGCAAAAUCAUGGAUUGAAGAAGAAGAUUGGUAAUUGGGCUAAAGGAGUUGGUCUGAGAGGUAAUCUCAGUGUAAAUGAAGGUGGUUCUGUUCCAUUUGGCUGGGGUAUUGCCAAGGCUUUAGUCUUCAAAAAGAUUAAAGUCGGUUUGGGCUUGGAUAAAUGUAAACGACGUUACGUUGGUGCCGCUCCGAUUAGUAAAGACGCCAUGAAAUAUUAUAUGAGUAUUGAUUUGUCUUUACAAGAAGUAUUUGGAUUAACCGAAUCCAGUGGACCGUUCACCCUCAGCCCAGUUGGCGGUAUUAAAUUAGGAUCCUGCGGUAUUGCAAUCGGAGGAUUAGAUUCAAAGAUAGACCAACCAGACGAAGAUGGAGUUGGUGAGCUCUGUGGAUUUGGUCGAAAUGUCUUUAUGGGAUAUCUUAAUAAUGAAGCUAAAACUAACGAGGCCAUUGAUGAAAAUGGCUGGUUACAUACUGGUGAUCUUGCAAAACAAGAUAAGAAUGGUUAUGUGUAUAUUACCGGUCGUCAAAAAGAGAUCAUUAUAACCUCGGGCGGUGAAAAUGUUGCACCAGUACCAAUUGAAGAAGACAUUAAGAAGGAGCUCCCCAUGCUCAGCAGUGUUAUGCUUGUUGGAGAUCAAAGAAAGUAUCUAACUUGCCUCGUUGCAUUCAAGGUGGAAGUAGACCCUAACACUACAGCUCCUACAAAUAAGUUAACUCCAGAAGCUGUAGAAAUUUGUCACAAGUUAGGAGUUGAAGUAAGAACCGUUGAAGAGGUAAUAGAAGAUAAAACAGAUACUAUCAAGAAAGCGAUACAAGCUGGUUUGGAUAGGGUCAAUGAGCGAUCAAAAAGUAGGGCUCAAAAGGUACAAAAAGCUCAUAUUAUAGAGAAAGAUUUUUCCGUACCUGGCGGUGAAUUAGGUCCAACAUUAAAAUUAAAGAGGCCUGUGGUUCUAAAAUUGUACGCUGAUGUUAUAGACAAAGUGUAUGCCGAAGAAUAA
This is a messenger RNA of Trichoplax adhaerens, 1785 nucleotides long. RefSeq lists its product as uncharacterized. Gene Ontology annotation, cellular component: membrane; endoplasmic reticulum. The record is from RefSeq and is a predicted model, not a curated record. The coding region runs from base 1 to 1785 and encodes 594 amino acids. Gene Ontology annotation, molecular function: long-chain fatty acid-CoA ligase activity. NCBI's taxonomy places the organism in Eukaryota, Metazoa, Placozoa, Uniplacotomia, Trichoplacea, Trichoplacidae. The transcript is spliced from 17 exons.